CUUUCACUAUAUAUGUAUGUGUACUUCAUGUUAUUAGUUUGUAAAAUCUUUCUAAAUAACUUCAAAGGAUACAAACUCAAAAAGGACCAAUCAAUGGCAUUAAUGAUGAAGAAUAAUCCAUACGAGUACACAAAGAUGGAGAAAGAAGAUGCCCAAGAUUUGAGUCACACAAGAGCUCAAUUUCUAAUCCAGAAGGUUCUGGAACGGGCAGACCAGAAGACAAGACAGCAGCAACGGAGGAAGAGAUCAUCUGGACCGUUGAUUAUGAUCAGAGUAGCUGGGUUAAGAAUGAGAGUUGGUAAGAAACUAAGAAAGCUGAGGAAGAACAAUACUUGUGUUUGCACCACUCUUAUCUCUCGUUUCCUCAAACUGUUUAAACGAUUUUGGUCAUCUUCUCCUUCUUCUCCAACAAUCUCUGAUCUUUCUCCUUUAUUCUCUCUUCAAGAUUGAUGAUUUGGAUUUGUUUUUUUUUAGUUGUAUUGCAUUCUCCUGUGCUUCCUACACGUCAAUUAAAAGCUAUAUAUGUGUCCUGAGAAAAGGCAAAUAGCUUUAUUAAUUUCGGUUUGAAAAAGAUAACCGGUUACU
Brassica oleracea var. oleracea is the source of this 585-nucleotide messenger RNA. RefSeq lists its product as uncharacterized. The coding region runs from base 13 to 450 and encodes 145 amino acids. Lineage: Eukaryota; Viridiplantae; Streptophyta; Magnoliopsida; Brassicales; Brassicaceae. The transcript has a single exon. The record is from RefSeq and is a predicted model, not a curated record.